GGGCACAGGAGACCACGCCUAAACCGAUGUACGGUCCCUCCUCCCCUUGGAAAGGGUGCGCACGCACGGCGGGGAGGGCAGGCGGCUAUGACGUCACGAUGGAAGAACUGGAACAGGGUCUGCUGACCCAACCAUGGGCCUGGCUGCAGCUUUCAGAGGACUCCCUUCUGGCCAAGGCCUGCAUCCUGACGGACAAGGGCUAUGCCAUUCUUCUCUCUGACCUCCAGCAUGUGUGGCACGAGCAAGUGGACACGAGGGUGGUCAGCCAGAGGGCCAAGGAGCUAAAUCGGCGACUGACUGCAACUCCUUCUGCCUUCCUCUCCCACUUGAGAGACCUCAUAUGCACCUUGUUAGAAGGUUCGGCCGAUCCCAAGGGGGCCAUUUUCUCUUGUGAGCGUUUGCCAGAUGGAUUGACAGUGCGUGUUCGAAGUGAGCUCUCUGGUCUACCUUUUCACUGGUACUUCCAAUGUGCCUUGGCCAGCCCUUCCAUGGUUUCCCAGCAUCUCAUACGUCCCCUGAUGGGCAUGAGUCUGGUACUGCAAUGCCAGGUGAGAGAGCUGGCUUCUUUGCUUCGAAUGAAGGAUGCAGAAAUCCAAGACUACCAGGAGAAUGGAGCCGUCCCGAGCCGAGAUCGAUUGAAGACAGAGCUAUUUGAUGAGACUGCUUUCCUGGAUCGGGUCAUGACAGAGAAUCUGCCAGAGGCAUGCAGUAUUGAGAAUGGAAAACCUUUUGCUAUGAAGCUACAAGAUCUCUAUGUGGCAGUAACUAAACAAAAAUUCCAGGCAGGAAGAAAAAGACAAGGUUCAGGAGACUCUCAGGCCUCUGAUGGAACUUCAUCCAAUGAAACUGAUGGUGGGCUAUUGACACAGCCAGAACAGCAGUCCUCUGCACCAUCCCUGUCUGUAGCUGAGACUUUGAAUAUGGAGACUUCCCUUCCAAUGCAGAGACCUCAUCUUUCCAAAGUCAAGAGAAAAAAACCAAAGGGACUUUUUAGUUGAACCAAGCUCCCGUACAUGCUUUGGCUGUUGAGGAGAAUUUUGUCAGCAUUGCCUUGAAAGGAUCUUCUCAGGUGAAAGCUCAGACCUUGGACAAAAUCAGGCAAGGCUGGAGCCUUGGAUUGGCGUCCAGCUGUAAUGUUUGUGUUAGUGGAGAGACCUUCAGUCGCAGUAUACUCGUGACAUGCUAGGUUUCCUGACCUAAGGAAGAGCCCAGACCUGGGAAAAUAUUGAACCCCAUUCUUCCACAGGACUCUUCUUUAGACUUUGUAUGCAUAUAUUUGUGGUGGAUGUACUAGAAACACAACAACAAAAAUAAAAGCUUCCAAAACCUCC
Antechinus flavipes (yellow-footed antechinus) is the source of this 1331-nucleotide messenger RNA. It is a transcript of the gene NHEJ1, whose product is annotated as non-homologous end joining factor 1. Gene Ontology annotation, molecular function: DNA end binding. The record is from RefSeq and is a predicted model, not a curated record. Gene Ontology annotation, cellular component: nucleus; DNA ligase IV complex. The transcript is spliced from 8 exons. Gene Ontology annotation, biological process: double-strand break repair via nonhomologous end joining. Lineage: Eukaryota; Metazoa; Chordata; Mammalia; Dasyuromorphia; Dasyuridae. The coding region runs from base 27 to 998 and encodes 323 amino acids.